AUGCCUCACAGCAAACACCAUGAACAUACAGCAAACGAGCAGGACAUUUCUUACACAGAGAUAAAGACAGCUAAGUCUACAAAGAAGCAAAGAAAACCUAAAGCCAAGCAGAGCUCUGUAAUGCUAAGUGAAGAACAACUAAACUAUGCAGAAGUGACAUUCGACAGAACGCCUCAGCUCCUCUCCCCAAAACAGGUUGUCAGAGGAAAAAGACAAGGUCCAAAAACAACAGUAUGGAAAAUAGUAACUGGCAUCCUUGGAACCUUGUGCGUGGUACUUAUGACAACCGUGGGGAUCUUACUUCCAAAAUUAUUUUCUAGCCAAGAACAAAGCAGAGAAAGCUCGCCUCUUCAUCCUCUGCUUCCUAAAAAGGAAGAUGGCGCCUGCUACCUUUGUUCACUGGACUGGUUUGCUUUGGGAAACAAUUUCUAUCAUAGUUUUCGUGAAAUAAGAACCUGGGCAGACAGUCAAGCUUCCUGUGAAAAAUGGAACUCUCAUCUUGUGAAGAUAGACUCCAAAGCAAAGCUGGUGGGUCACAGGCUCCUACUUUCCUGUUUCUUUGUAACUGUUUACUCCAAUCAUGAAGACCUAGCAAACUGA
Molecule: messenger RNA, 600 nt
Organism: Microtus ochrogaster (prairie vole)
Lineage: Eukaryota; Metazoa; Chordata; Mammalia; Rodentia; Cricetidae
Product: killer cell lectin-like receptor subfamily I member 1
Exons: 4
Coding region: 1-600 (199 amino acids)
Biological process (GO): stimulatory C-type lectin receptor signaling pathway; positive regulation of natural killer cell mediated cytotoxicity
Source: RefSeq, a predicted model, not a curated record